Messenger RNA from Cynocephalus volans (Philippine flying lemur), 4610 nucleotides. It is a transcript of the gene NAMPT, whose product is annotated as nicotinamide phosphoribosyltransferase. The record is from RefSeq and is a predicted model, not a curated record. The coding region runs from base 240 to 1715 and encodes 491 amino acids. Gene Ontology annotation, biological process: NAD+ biosynthetic process. Lineage: Eukaryota; Metazoa; Chordata; Mammalia; Dermoptera; Cynocephalidae. The transcript has 11 exons. Gene Ontology annotation, molecular function: nicotinamide phosphoribosyltransferase activity.
AGGCCGCCCCAGCGCCCGGACUGCGAGCACGCGAGUCACUCCCGCCACCCCCGGCGCGUCACGGUUCUCGGGCCCUCCCUCGACCAGCCCCUCCCUCUGCUCCGUUUUCCCCUCCUCUCCCCCGCCUCCUCCGACCGAGCGGUGACUUAAGCAACGGAGCGCGGUGAAGCCCAUUUUUCUCCUGCCUCGCAGCCGUGCCGGGGAGCUCGCGGCGCGCGGCCACCACACUCUGGCCCGAGAUGAAUGCUGCGGCAGAAGCCGAGUUCAACAUCCUCCUAGCCACCGACUCCUACAAGGUUACUCACUAUAAACAAUACCCACCCAACACAAGCAAAGUUUAUUCCUACUUUGAAUGCCGUGAAAAGAAGACAGAAAACUCCAAAGGAAGGAAAGUGAAAUAUGAAGAAACAGUAUUUUAUGGGUUGCAAUACAUUCUUAAUAAGUACUUAAAAGGUAAAGUAGUGACCAAAGAGAAAAUCCAGGAAGCCAAAGAGGUCUACAAAGAACAUUUCCAAGAUGAUGUCUUUAAUGAAAAGGGAUGGAAUUACAUUCUUGAGAAAUAUGAUGGGCAUCUUCCAAUAGAAGUAAAAGCUGUUCCUGAGGGCUCUGUUAUUCCCAGAGGAAAUGUUCUCUUCACAGUUGAAAACACAGAUCCAGAGUGUUACUGGCUUACAAAUUGGAUUGAGACCAUUCUUGUUCAGUCCUGGUAUCCAAUCACAGUGGCCACAAAUUCUAGAGAACAGAAGAAAAUAUUGGCCAAAUAUUUGUUAGAAACUUCUGGUAACUUAGGUGGUCUGGAAUACAAGUUACAUGAUUUUGGCUACAGAGGAGUCUCUUCCCAAGAGACUGCUGGCAUAGGAGCAUCUGCUCAUUUGGUUAACUUCAAAGGAACAGAUACAGUAGCAGGAAUUGCUCUAAUUAAAAAAUAUUAUGGAACAAAAGAUCCUGUUCCAGGCUAUUCUGUUCCAGCAGCAGAACACAGUACCAUAACAGCUUGGGGGAAAGACCAUGAAAAAGAUGCUUUUGAACAUAUAGUAACACAGUUUUCAUCAGUGCCUGUAUCUGUGGUCAGCGAUAGCUAUGACAUUUAUAAUGCGUGUGAGAAAAUAUGGGGUGAAGAUCUAAGACAUUUAAUAGUAUCAAGAAGUACAGAGGCACCACUAAUAAUCAGACCUGAUUCUGGAAACCCUCUUGACACUGUAUUAAAGGUUUUGGAUAUUUUAGGUAAGAAGUUUCCUGUAACUGAGAACUCAAAGGGCUACAAGUUGCUGCCACCUUAUCUUAGAGUUAUUCAAGGGGAUGGAGUAGAUAUUAAUACCUUACAAGAGAUUGUAGAAGGCAUGAAACAAAAAAAGUGGAGUAUUGAAAAUAUUUCCUUUGGUUCUGGUGGAGCUUUGCUACAGAAGUUAACAAGAGAUCUCUUGAAUUGUUCCUUCAAGUGUAGUUAUGUUGUAACCAAUGGCCUUGGGAUUAAUGUCUUCAAGGACCCAGUUGCUGAUCCCAACAAAAGGUCCAAAAAGGGCCGAUUAUCUUUACAUAGGACACCGGCAGGGAAUUUUGUUACACUUGAGGAAGGAAAAGGAGACCUUGAGGAAUAUGGUCAUGAUCUUCUCCAUACUGUUUUCAAGAAUGGGAAGGUGACAAAAAGCUAUUCAUUUGAUGAAGUAAGAAAAAAUGCACAGCUGAAUAUCGAACUGGAAGCAGCACCUCAUUAGGCUUUGUUUUAUGACUGGGUGUAUAUGUGCGUCUGUGUGUAUGUGUAUGCGUGCAUGCAUGCACGUAUAUGCCUGUAUGUGAGUAUGUAAUACGUAAUGUUUAUUGUACAGAUGUGUGGAGUUUCUUUGUGUUUUAUGAUACAUUAUAGCCAAAUUAUUUGUUGGUUUAUGGACAUACUGCCCUUUCAUUUUUUCUUUUUUUCCAGUGUUUAGGUGAUCUCAAAUUAGGAAAUACACUUAACAUGAAAAGAGUAAUGCUAAAGUAAGCUUUUUAGGGCCCUUUGCCAAUAGAUAGUAAUUCAAUCUGGUAUUGAUCUUUUCACAAAUAACAGAACUGAGAAACUUUUAUAUAUAACUGAAGAUCACAUAAAACAGAUUUGCAUAAAAUUAUCAUGAUUGCUUUAUGUUUAUAUUUAACUUGUAUUUUUGUACAAACAAGAUUGUGUAAGAUAUAUUUAAAGUUUCAGUGAUUUAACAGUCUUUCCAACUUUUCAUGAUUUUUAUGAGCACAGACUUUCAAGAAAAUACUUGAAAAUUAAUUACAUUGCCUUUUGUCCAUUAAUCAGCAAAUAAAACAUGGCCUUAACAAAGUUGUUUGUGUUAUUGUACAAUUUGAAACUUAUGUCAGGACAUGUCCUAUAGAAUUACUAACCUCACUGCCCCUUGUAGAAUAUGUAUUAAUCAUUCUACAUUAAAGAAAAUAAUGGUUCUUACUGGAAUGUCUAGCCACUGUACAGUUAUUAGAUACCUUGGUCAUUGUAUUGUACCAGUGAAAUGCCAAAUUUGAAAGGCCUGUAUUGCAAUUUUAUAUGUCAGAUAUUGCCUGUGGCUCUAAUAUGCACCUCAAGAUUUUAAGGAGAUAAUGUUUUUAGAGAGAAUUUCUGCUUCCACUAUAGAAUAUAUACAUAAAUGUAAAAUAUUGACAGAAGUGGAAGUAGUGUAUUUUGAAGUAAUUACACUUCUGAAUUUAUUUUUCAUAUUCUGUAGUUGGUAUGACUUAAAUGAAUUACUGGAGUGGGUAGUGAGUGUACUUAUUUUAAUGUUUUGAUUCUGUUAUAUUUUUCAUUAUGUUUUUUAAAAAUUAAAUUGAAUACUAAAUUGUAUGGGCAUCAUUUAUUAAUUUUAAACUGAAUCCCUCAAUUAAUAAUACUCAAGCAGUUUCUUAAAUCAAGAUAAAUUAUCCCCAGUGAAAAACAUGAUGACAUGUGCUUCAAUAGAAGAAUCUUAACUAAAAGCAAAAAGUUGGCUGAAUUCAAAGUGACAUCAGAAUGUUCUGGAGUGAUUAGCUGCUAGGUUUUGAGUCAGUCAUCACAUCUAACUGUAGACCAGUCUCUUUAAAAUGAUUUUUUAAUAUAUUAGGUCUGUUCUCCUAAGGAGGGGGUUGGCCAACUAUGGUCCACAGAACAAAUUUGGACUGCUUUUUUUUUUUGUAAAUACAUAUUGUCUAUGCUGCUUUCCCACUACAAUAGCAGAAAUUGAGUAGUUGCAGUAUAGACCAAAUGGUCCACAAAGUCUGAAAUGUUUAUUAUCUGGCCCUUUACACAAAAUUGCACAAAGUUUCCUGACCCCUGUUCUAAGAAAAGAAGUGUGCCUUGCAUUUUAAGAGAAAUGGUUUCCAGGUAAGGGAGGAGGCUAAACAAUUGAUACAGAGUUUAUCUAUUUUCUCCUUUCUUUGCUCAUUUAAGACUCUGAUACUGGAAAACAUUUAGAAAAGCUUUAACAACAUGACAUUAAAUGUGAGAUUUUAAAUAUUAAAAAGCCAUAAAUCAUCUGUCUUGAACAGUUACAUGAAAAAGUGUUUUAUCACUAGAAUAAUCUAAUUAGAGGUGUGUUAUCUUUAUUAAAUGUUUUUAUAAGUGGUGUUAGAACGUAGGUUUUUCAGAUGACUCUAAACUCUUAUUUAGUGAGAACUUUUAGUAAGAAUCUUCAUCCUAUAAUCCAUGGUAGGAAAUAAUUUUAAGCUGAUUCUUUUUAAACGUAUUUAAGUAAAGAUUAGUAGUAUUAAAAAGAGCACACCUUUCUUCACUAAAUAAUAUGCUAAGGGUCUUAUAGAGAAUUAAAUAUAUAUAUAUACUUAUUACCAGUAACAACUUUGAUAACCACCCAUAAUUUUGUAUUUGUUUAAACAUUGGAAUUGUACUAUAGACAGUAUUCUUUAUGUUCUGUGAAUUUCAGUUGCUUCAGAAUAUCUGGAGUUUUAUCUUGAAUCUUUCAGUGAAUGCUAAAAGCUGUACAUAUGUACAUGAUCAUCAAUUAGGAGGUGGAAUGAUUAGUUCUAUUACCUCUUAGCCACUUGGAACUGAUUAAUUCUGAAUUUCUGUCACUAAGCACUUAACUAUUUCGUCAUCCCCAUUCUGAGCACCAAAUGGUUAAUGUGAAUAUCAAAUAGAACUCUGCUGUAUGUCACCCUUAAAUCAGCCUAACUCUUCCAGACAAAAGCAAAUGGCAUAUAUGGGUUUAAGUCAUUAGAUUUGCAGUUGACAUUAAUUAAUCCCCCUCAAUUUAUAAUAUCGUCAAACAUUUAUAUUUUAAAUAGGAGGUAGGACUUCUGUGUUAAGACUCUUAAUUUAUUUGUACCCUAUACUUAAAAUGUUUUUUAUGAAUAUUCUUUAUUUUCUUUUUUGAAAUAAAUUGUUAUGAAGAAAUUUUUAUAAUGAAAUCCAUCUUGGAAAGUUAAAAAGAGAAAAAUGGCAAGGUAUUUAUUGUUUUGUUUGCCAUAAUUUAGAACUCAUACUUAAAUAAGUAUUUUGUAGUUUUACAUUCCUUUUUAACCCAUUCAGUGGAGAAUGUCAGCUUUUCUCCCAAGUUGUAUGUUAAGUCAAUUCUAAUAUGUAUUCAACAUCAAAUAUAAACAUGUAAUAAACAUGGAAAUAAAGUUUAGCUCUAUUAGUGAAA